Trifolium pratense (red clover) is the source of this 1436-nucleotide messenger RNA. RefSeq lists its product as uncharacterized. The record is from RefSeq and is a predicted model, not a curated record. Lineage: Eukaryota; Viridiplantae; Streptophyta; Magnoliopsida; Fabales; Fabaceae. The transcript has 4 exons. Bases 427 to 1152 code for a protein of 241 amino acids.
AACAACAGAGAAAAUGAAAGACAGAAACAGAGUGAAAUGUUGAGUUGCCAACUGUCGGUGGUAAGACUCUCUAUCUCUCUUCUCUUCUGUUCUGCACUUUUCCUCCCUUCCUAGUAUUUUCCUUCUGUUGCUAUAUAUAUCUCUUUUUUUGAACACAUCACAUGUUAUUAUCAUUAUUGUAUAAUAACUCAGAGAGAUUUCAGAGAGAGAGAGAUUUGAAUCCAAACCUCUGAAAUUACAGUGAGACUGCAGUUUCCCGGUAAUUUAGUGUGAGUGUCCGUCUCUUAUGCUCUUUUUGUCUCCUCAUCGGAUCUUGGAUUGCUUCUCUUUUCAUCAAAGGGUGAUUCCAUUCGUAACCUAAAUUUGUAGUUUAAGUUACCAACAAGAUAAAAAUAGUCGUUUAAUUAUUGGUUUUAAGGGUUUGGGAUGGAUGAUAGAACGGUAAAAGAGGAGGGUGGUGAAGUUGAUAUUGAAAGUGGAUUGCUAGUAACUCAAGAUGAUUCAGUUAAUACUAAACAAGAAAAGACAUUGUUUGCUAAGAUUUAUUGUGGUUUUGUUGGAGAUUCUAUAAAAGAUGAAGAUAAGAACAGUGUAUUGUACUUGAAAGAGUCAAAUUUAAGUGGAGUUUACAUGGACAAUGUGAAAGUGACUAAUAAGUUGACGGGGCCAGACGCGGUGAAAAACGUAGAUAAUAAUCUAGUUAAGGAGAAACGUAAAAAGUCUGGUAACAAAAAGGCGGCUAAACCUCCUAGAGCUCCACGAGGGCCAUCGUUGGAUGCUGCUGACCAAAAGCUAAUUAGGGAGAUCACUCAACUUGCUAUGCUGAAGCGUGCGAGGGUAGAGCGUAUGAAAGCGUUGAAGAAGAUGAAAGCUGCUAAAUUGUCAUCGUCUCCCAGUAGUAGCCUAUUUUCCAUGGUUUUCACCGUUGUCUUCUGUAUUGUGAUCUUACUUCAAGGCAUAUCAUCAUCAUCUGGAAAGAGUUCAGUGACAAGUUUCCAGGGGUCUCCUAUAUCUGCUGCAGGAGUCGAGGUUGAUCCGAUUGCAGUUCAACUUCAACACCACUUGAAUCAAAUUUCAAGAGAACAACACGCACCUUCUUUAGAAUCUCUCAAAACUGUACACGGUGAAUAUUCGCCUAGAAAACUGAGAUGAGAUGAAGGUUACUGCAGAUUUCGUGACAAUAAAGACGGUUUUAUGGCCUUGUGCAACUCACACAAGCUUUUUUUUCUUGUCUUCCAUUGUAUUUCUGAUUUUCUGUACAAUGUGAUUUAAUUUGUUGGAUAAUUCAUCCCCUGAAGUGUAUGCAUAUUACUCAAUGAUGGGGUGAAGUUUUAGACUUGUAGGAAAUUUUGUAUCUGUUAUCACCUAAUUGUUUUGUCUCAAUGCCUUUCAUCAUUUCUCAUUUGUGAAAGGAAAGGUCAAAGCCUUUCUUUUAA